CACAAACUAAUGUUAUCUUGGCACAUGGGAUUGCAGUGAAUUUGAAGUUGGUGAUGUCAUUCCAUGCAUGGAUGAGACGCGUAAGAGGAGGCUGUCGGAAAAGACUUUGGGGGAGAUCCCUCAAACUUAAAGUCAAUCUGUGCGGCUUAAAUACAACUUCUCACCGGCCCGAACACUUAUGACAGACGCACAGUCAAAUGUUCAAUCUGUAUUAUGUGUUUGCGAGGUCUGUCAUCUUUCUACAAGCCGACAAUGAACAUACAAAGUUGAAUUCCAAAAUGGUUGCAGAGGUUGUUGUUGCACUGUUGGCUGUUGUCAUGUCCCCCCAGUGCCUGUAGUUGUGCUGUAAGAAGCCUCGCAUCCGAUGACUAAACCAACACCCCUUCUCCUUGUGUACGGCUAGUUUUAUUUCAAUAAUCGACAAAGAUGUGCCUGUAGGAUUCGUAUAAAAUUAUAUGCAUGCGUUAAAAAGUAAUUCCGCUAGCGGAGGGUGGAUAGGUAGAUGCUGAAUAGCCCCGUUAGGAGCAGUAGCCGUCGACCGUAUGAAAAGAUAAGCGUAGCUUGUUUAGCACAGGCCGCAGCGACCGGAGGCUGAGCGGCUGCCGGGAAGCAUCGGACUCAAGUGAAGGCGGAACCCCGCUUAUUGCGGACUGGAAGGCGGGUGCCUCGUUACUCGACUCGGGGGGAUUCGGAAGGUUUCAGAGGCCAACGCUGAUGUUCCGGAGAGUUCCAGCCUUGGGAUGUAUGAAGGCAAACACAUCCACUAUUCGGAGGUGGACCACAAGCCUCUGUGCUCAUACAGUCCAAAGCUCUGCAAGCAGCGCAGGCUCAAUGGUUAUGCUUUCUGCAUCCGCCAUGUGCUGGAGGACCGAACUGCUCCCUUCAGGCAGUGCGAAUAUGUAGCCAAGUACAAUAGCCAGCGCUGCACCAACCCAAUACCCAAGGCUCAUGACCGCAAGUAUUGUAAUAGUCACCUUCAGGUUAUGGGUGUCCUUCCCAAGAAGGAGCGAAAGAAGAAACAAGAUACCAUCGAGUCUCUGGCCCUCAAUAUUACUGUUCCAUCCUUGGCUCUGAAGACCCACAACGGACUUGAGAUCUUACCUCCAUCCCCUCCACCAGCCCUGGUUUGUUUACUUCCCUCGGAUCCCUUUGCGUUUUGCAAGGAAGAAAAAAUGUUAAAAUCUAGUGGCGUAUUCUUGAAGAAACCUCAAGAAGGUCAAUCUCUGAACCAUAAACAGAAGCAGCAAGAUCACAGCGUGGACACAAACCAUCUCAGAACCUUCUCUCUUCCUUCAACCCUUCCACAUUCUUGUCUCCCUCCUCCUUUGACUGGAAGAACCACACAAACACCCAUAAUCCCCUCCUCCCCCGUUGCAGCAACUCCUACAGUUCGUUCAGGUUCAUUAUUCAAAACCUCAUCAAGUCUUCAGGACACCCAUCAGGGCUCAAAAGAUCCAACUGAUAACAAGAUUAAACUGGACCUUAAUCAUGCUUUUGACAAAAAGGUUGUCCCUGCAGCUUCAGGGAUGGCACCAUGUUGUGAUGACACACAAAGUCGAUUAAUCAAAAAAUGCGCUGUUGCCAUGCAACAACAAGCUCCAUGUUUGAAGAAGUUACAUAGAUUGAUGGACCAACACAAGGGGAGGUUUCAAGACCUGAACUCACAUUUAGGGCUUGACUGGUCAGAAGACAGCGACGAGGAAGAUGGAGACUGGAAACUUGUGUCAUAUCAGUGCCAUAGACUACAAGAGAAGCGCUCUGAGGAAAGUGGCAGCAGGUCCCGUGCUGAGCGUUUGGCAGGCUUCUGCUCGUACCUGAGACAGAAACACAUGCACCUUUGCAGGGAGCAGAGGGGCUUCAGGAGGGAGAGGAGAUCCCAGCAUGCUCUCCGUAAAGCCCUAGUGCAGGCAGCAAGAGAAGAACCUCACCAAACCGCACAGCUUAUUCAGGAACAACAUCAAGUGACCUCCACACCCUCCAGCAUUGCAGUACCGUUGGCUGGAGAUGACUCAGGGUUGUGUCAGGCUGUUGUGAAAGGUGAAAACUGCAGAAACUCAGCCUUACCAUUCACCAGGCACUGCUUUCAACAUAUCCUUCAGAACCGUUCUCAGCAGCUGUUCUCAAGCUGUACAGCUCGCUUUGCAGAUGGAGCUCAGUGUUCCAUCCCUGUCUUUGACAUCACGCACCAGACGCCGCUCUGUGAUGAGCAUGCCAAGAAAAUGGAUAAUUUCCUCAGAGGUGACAUCAGCCGGAGAACGUACCACCACCACCAGCAGAUCCAGCGGCACAGGCCACUAAAAAAAGCCAAGCCUCCAGCACUCAGUAAAAAGCAUAAGAAGAAAGGCAAGAGAGUAACACCGAGGCGCCCUCAGAAACCCAUCCCUCCUGCUCUGCCCCAGGGUAAUUUGGCAUUGCCUUCUAUCCUGUGCCUGCCUACUCAGUCCUCUGGCAUAAGGAGCCCUUUAACACCCGAUUUAAGUGCGGACGAAUUUCCGGAUGACAUCACCAAUGACAUCAGUGACAUUCCACAUGAUCUGGAGUUGAAUCAGGAGGAUUUCUCUGAUGUUCUUCCUCGACUCCCUGAUGACCUGCAGGACUUCGAUCUUUUUGAAGGUAAGAACGGUGAGCUGUUGCCCACCUCUGAGGAAGCCGAGGAACUGGUUCGCGUUCUGCAGGCCAUGGGCUCCUACCCAGAAUCCCUUGCAUGUCUAAGCGGAAUGGCCGAGCUCGGUCCUGUUGAAGGAGUAGACUGUCGUAGCAUGCCGGGUGGAGUGGUGGAUCUACUAAGCGCGCGGUUGUCUGCUGAGACGCUUUCCAGCCUGGAGCUGGACCCUAGUCUGCUCCCCACUUCUGAAGACGCUUUCCCUCCAUCACCACCAUCACCACAACCCCCCCUCACUCCUCCAUCCUCCGUGGGACAUCUCACAGACAGCACGUACACACAGAGGCAGCCUCACCUCCUGGCCAAGAUGGAGGACUCUAAAGCAGAUUUGGUUCAUCUUCCACUUGGCAAAGAUGAAGACGUCUCUCACGGCUCUUGGGGCGUUCUUGCUCUCUCCCUCAGUGAUUCCUCCCAGUUUCACAGCCUUAUCACCUCAGAUGGUCUGCUGAUGCCCACAAGUCUUUCAACACCCUGUCAGCCUAGUUCGGCCCUCUCUGCUUUGCCUCAAAGCAGUCAGACUCACUCCACAUCCACAUCACCGACGUCCCAAACCAAGCACCUUCCUCCUUCUCCCACUGUUCAAGCACUAUGGGAUCCCAGCAGACUUACAGCCGCACCAUAGUACACCGGCGCCACCUUUGGACCAGGCCUGAACUUCAGGCAGAACCAAUUAUUUGCUAUAGUCAGUGUUCAGGGAACAUGUUGCAGGUGAUUUUCUUUUUUUCCUCAAAUGUCAGGGUCAUUGUGUUCGUCUUUUCAAUCCUCCGCACCUUUUUUCCCUCACAACGAAAGAACAUCAAGCAAUAAACUUCCUUGUCGGCUUCAGAAAUAGUUGGAAAAAGCAAGCAUAGUCGGAUUUUAGCCAUUAAUCUCACUUGUAUCCUUAAAUGCAUAUUUAAUAUAUUUAUAGAGUAGCAGUCUGCACAACUAGUUUUAUCGAUGAGUGAACAAAUGUGUGGUGAAAAUGUGGUUCUUGUUUAGAGGUAACGGGCAAACACAACGGGGAAAAGAAAGGUGUCAUGGUCGUAUCACUAUUUUGUACCCGUGUGAUGGCUCAUUGUUUUGGCAGAUGGUGUUUAUGUGCUUUUAGUAGCCGUUAAACUUAUGGGGUCUUGCUCUGAGUGGAAGUGCCUGCCAUAAAAGCUGUGUAACACCUUUUAUAAUCAGUGUAUCGCAAAUCAAGGAAAGUAUACAUUUAGUUACACAUCACACACUUCGUAAGAAUCUGUAAAUGCACAAUUUCACUUUUGAAAACGAUCGAAAGUGGCAUUUACUGCCUGUUUUUGACUCGUCAAGCUAGUCAUUACUUUCUCACGUUACUGUAAUGUUACAUGAGGGUGUUAAAAGUCAAUUCUGAGUGUUCGAUGUGUUUAGCUGGUGGCAGUUGUGGGACAUAAGCUAUAGUCAGUUAUAUUGUUAUGGCUUUUAAAGAGCGUAGUUAUGAUGCCUUCACCCUCAUGUCAAGCCAAGUCUGCAUUUUCAUGUCCUUCACAGAUGCUUUCCUACCAAAGCGGCUUCGAAGUAAGCCUCUUUUUAUGUCCACAUCAGAAAAUAUCUAUAUAUCAGUAUAUCGAAUUCAACGAAUAUAAUGAAAUUACAUUUGGGGCUUUUAAAGAAAACAGCAACGUUUAACCUUGAUUCGAUGUCAUUAUGAAUGAAUGAUGAUUAUAUGAAAUUACGGUUUGGGUAGACUUGCCGUUGUACCAGAUAAUGCUGCUUUUACCAACAGGCAUACUGACAGAUGUCCUUGCACACCGAGGGUCGUCUCAUAUACCUUUUUAUACUUAUUCACUGAAUGUAUCAAGUCAACUAAAAAGUUUAUUAUAACCUAUUAAAAUGUUAUGGUCCUCUCUUCUUUGUUCAAGGUAUUUUUAUGUAUCGAUGCGUUUACUUUUGUUACUUAAGUGCUUGGAUGUGGGUGUGUGUGUAGACAAUGUGUAAGAGAAAUUCUAUUUGUUUUAUUUGAAACGUGUGAAUUAAAACUGCUAUGACCAUGA
Danio aesculapii is the source of this 4659-nucleotide messenger RNA. It is a transcript of the gene ino80db, whose product is annotated as INO80 complex subunit Db. The record is from RefSeq and is a predicted model, not a curated record. Bases 741 to 3284 code for a protein of 847 amino acids. Lineage: Eukaryota; Metazoa; Chordata; Actinopteri; Cypriniformes; Danionidae. Gene Ontology annotation, cellular component: nucleus. The transcript has 10 exons.